AUGGUUGCAUGGAAUUCUAAUUUUAAAAAAAAAACAAUUAGAAUCAAGAAUCCGAUAAAAAGACAAAAAGGAAGUAAUAAAGAACAAAAAGAGAAUGCAUUUGUAGAUGAUGAAAUCAACAAGGAAACUGACGAUUCUCAAUAUGAUAAAACAAAAAAAAAUGAUGAUGAUGAUAAGGAUAAGUCAACUGAAGAUGAAUCAAGUUUUAUAUCACAAUUAUUUAAUGAUAAUUACAUAGAAAAUCUAUCUGGUUUUAUGAGCAGAUUGCUUAUGGAUAAAUUUUUAUCAGAAGAUGGUGUUGAUCUAAACAAUAUACAUAGAAAUUUAUCUAUUUCACCUUCAUCAAAUCAUUUAUAUAGUGAUAUAUAUCACAAAUAUUGUAUCUUGAAAAAAAACUGGAUUUGUGGUAAUUACAAAGAAACCUCCAUAAAAGGCAAAUUCAAUAAUUAUCCUCUGUGUCUUCAAAUGGAUGGAGAAAAAAUAAUCAUAAAUUCUGCUUUUAAUGAUAUAAGUAUUUAUGAAAUUGCAACAGGAAGAUUAAUUAGAACACUUGGUCUUAGUAAAACAAUUAAUUCAUUACAAUUUAUUGACAACACAUUGGUUUCUAAUUGUGUUGAUGACCAAAUGAUUCGUGUAUGGGAUAUAUUGGAGGGUAUUUGUACUCAUAUAUUCAUAGCUCAUACAAAGCCAAUUAGCUGCUUCCAAAUAGUGACACCACAAAAUAUAAAUCCAGAUCCACAAGGACCUCCUAUUAUAGAACCAGAUGUUACUUUACUUGUCACAGGUUCACAAGACACAACAUUGAAAGUAUGGCGUUUACCUAACCCUGUGAUUGAUCCUCCACAUGUGCUUGGCAUUGAUAAUAAUAAUCCAUUUUACCUCCAUACUCUUCAAGGUCACCAAGGCUCAAUUUGUGUUUUGGCAGCAUCAGGGAAUAAUUUAGUUAGUAGCAGUCAUGAUUACAGCAUUAGAGCCUGGAAUAUAGUAACUGGUGAAAAUAUUUGGUGUGCACAAGGACAUACAGAAGAAGUUUAUUCAAUUGUAUUAGACACUAGGAGGAAAAUAUGUAUCAGUAGAAGUGUAGAUGGAAUCAUAAAAUCUUGGAAUCUUGAAGAUGGCACCAAUAUCUGGACAUCAGGAGGAUCUUUGUGCCUUGAUCCUCAUAUUAUUAAACUUUAUCCCUUGAGUCUUUCCCAUGACAACCUUCUUUCAAUUUUUUCAAUUAGUGGACUUGACAUAUUGGACCUUAAAAAUGGAUCUUCUUCUAGACAUGUGUUACCAACAGAUGAUACUAUAAGUAUGGGUCCAAUAAGAUCCUUCCAUAUUGACUCAUGGAAAAUCUUAUUGGGGUCAAAUGUAUUACAAAUGUGUGAUAUAGGAUCACUGAAGAAGAUAAAUAAUUUAAGUGCAGGAACAUUUGGGAUAUGGUAUUAUUGUCAAUUAUAA
This is a messenger RNA of Entrophospora sp. SA101, 1446 nucleotides long. The record is from the annotation of a GenBank genome assembly. NCBI's taxonomy places the organism in Eukaryota, Fungi, Glomeromycota, Glomeromycetes, Entrophosporales, Entrophosporaceae.